UUAUGUCAUAAGCUAAAUCCGUCAGUCUUGUUGAUGGAGGGAGAGGUUGUCGGCUUAUCACAAGACCCCAAAUUCUUGGGGAGGCUGAUGCAAUUUUUCUCUAACAUAUUCUGCCUCCGAUAUAGCCUUGAGGGUCAUCCGAAGACACAACCUGUCAUAUCGCGGUAUGAUGUUUCAUCGGUUGACAGAAAAGGUCCCCUUUGUGCUAACAAAUGCGUGCUCAAGAAUGUGUGUCCUAGAAGCAUUGUUAUGUUGGCGAUACCUGCAUUACUGUCCUCUGUGAUCUCACUUACAUUAGUCGCAUCGAUCAAGUAUGAAAAUACCCUAAAGACGCACACUGUCCAUUUAGUGCAACAUGAGAUUAACCUUUUCAUGUCUGAAGAUUAUACCAAUAGGCUUCAACCCAAAGCCUCAUCAAUUUCAGCCCAUGUGAAUAUUCUGUCUGAUUGUCAAGAAGAACAUGAUCCCAUCUUCAAGCAAGAUGUUCGGAACGUUCUGAAACUCACUCAAGCUGAUAGUAACAGAAAUCAUGUAAGAGGAGUAAAGUUCACAGAAGACGGUCUUAUCAUCCAACGUUCAGGUAUCUACUUCGUGUAUUCUAAUUUGAAUUUUAAACCUUGUUCCAAAAAAUCUACAUCCGAGUUUACCUAUCAGACCUGGUUUCACUACGUGCAUCGUGAGCACAACAACAACCCGAUGAAGAGCGGGGUGUUGCUCAGGAGUGUGUAUACGUCGUGUUCAAACUGCACUGGUGUCGAGAGCACUUCAUAUAGUGGUGGGUUGUUCCAUCUUGAGCCAGGUGACCUCAUUCAGGUAUCUUUGACAGGACGUGGUCUGUUGGGGAUGAAUGGAACCUCUUCCGACCUAGGUCUAUAUUUACUGGCAGAUAAAUAAAACCAACAGAGUUCUUUUAAUUCAGAAGAUAAAGGAGCUAAUUCAGGUGUAGAGUUAUGAGCGAAUUCAGUGUAAACGUAAUGUACUAAUACGAAAAUUAUUUUACAAAAUUCUGCUCUUACAUGUCUAUUUUAUAUACUUAAAUAUCACUUAAGCUAAUUAGUAUAGUAUGAUACACAUUUUAAUUGUUUUAACAAAGAAAG
Physella acuta is the source of this 1097-nucleotide messenger RNA. RefSeq lists its product as uncharacterized. Gene Ontology annotation, molecular function: tumor necrosis factor receptor binding. Gene Ontology annotation, cellular component: membrane. Lineage: Eukaryota; Metazoa; Mollusca; Gastropoda; Physidae. Gene Ontology annotation, biological process: immune response. The record is from RefSeq and is a predicted model, not a curated record.